AAUGGUCACACCAAUUUGUGGUGGCGAGUGUUUUUGUUUUGAUUUUUAUUUGAAAUUUGGGAAAAAAAAGUAUGUUGGCGUCGGACGCAGAAGCCGCGUUUAAACGUCACCAGGGGAUUGGAUCCCAGGUGAAGCAGGCCUACGAGGAAGCCAUUGGACAAAUCUUUGCCGACUUGAAUUGUUCGGACCUGGAUGCCUGUAAAGCCAUUUAUAGAAGUGACAAUGAAUCUGACCUGGACACCGAAAAUCUACUGAAUCGCACUCGUAAUCUAAUGACGAAGGUAGUCCUCGAAAUGAAUCGAUGUUUCUUCGCAAGCAACGACGUGGAAAACAAACUAACAACUUUAGAAAUGCUUAAGGAGCAUUUUGCUCCCUAUGAGGGCAAGGAUUGGAAUAUCAACGCUGCAUCCCCGAAACAUCUUACUCGUCCCUUGCGCAUGCGGCAUCUAGAUUUUAGCCUGAGUUUUAUGGAUCAACAGUUGGAGUCCCAAGAAAAACAGCUUGAGAUUGCAAUUUCCAAAAGCAAUGAGAAUCGACAACGCCUACAAAAAUUGCAGGACGAACGAGUAAAACUGAAAGCCAAAAUAGAGCAUCAACUACUGCAGUACCAAAAAUUUGAAUUCAACUAACUGGAUCAAAUAAUAAACAAUUUAUUAUGUAAUGCUUUGUAUUAAACUUGAUUGAAAUUGAAAUAAAUCAUGUUUGUUAUUA
Messenger RNA from Drosophila gunungcola (fruit fly), 711 nucleotides. RefSeq lists its product as uncharacterized. The transcript is spliced from 4 exons. Lineage: Eukaryota; Metazoa; Arthropoda; Insecta; Diptera; Drosophilidae. The record is from RefSeq and is a predicted model, not a curated record. The coding region runs from base 72 to 629 and encodes 185 amino acids.